Molecule: messenger RNA, 1235 nt
Organism: Didymodactylos carnosus
Lineage: Eukaryota; Metazoa; Rotifera; Eurotatoria; Philodinida; Philodinidae
Source: the annotation of a GenBank genome assembly
UACUUAUAGCCAAAAUAUGGAGUCAAACGGCGUCCGACAGUUGGAUAGGUUCCCUCGUCAGAAGAAUCAAAAUUUCUAACGCAUGCGAGGGUGGUUUUCCAGAGACCUUCUGGAAAUCUCUCAAAGAUCUUGGCAUGCCCGACGAUUGCUACAUGCCUGGAUGCCCCCAGAUGUCGUCAACAGCGAAAACCCGAACUCGCUAGCCAGUAAUGUUCCUUAGUUAUUCAAAAAGCAACCGAGUCCAUUCUAUUUUGAAAUAGAUAGUAAUAUAAUAAAAUUACCAAAAUUCAAGCUCAACGAACCAUUAGAAGAUAUUGAACCCACUUGUUUAUAUCACGUUUUCUAUAACAAAAUUGAUUUUAAUGGAAUUAAUGUAUAGGAUGCAUUCUAAAUCUUUCUUGCUAAGGAUUUUUUUUCAUAUUCUAGGUAAAACAAGUUGUGUGUUACGUUUUGUAAAAGGACAAUUUCGAGAUAAUUAUAUUCCAACAGUUGAGGAUACAUACCGUCAAGUUGUCAAUUGUAAUAAACAAAUAACAACACUACAAAUAACUGAUACAACAGGUACUCAUUCGUUUCCUGCUAUGCAACGUUUAUCAAUUCAAAAAGGUCAUGCAUUUAUGCUACUUUAUUCCAUUACAUCCAAACAAACAUUAGAAGAUUUAAAACCAAUUUAUCAACAAAUUCGUGAAAUAAAAGGUGAACAAAAUCAAUUACCUCAAGAUGUACCAAUUAUGUUAAUUGGUUGUAAAUCCGAUGAAACAGCAUGUCGUGAAGUAUCAGAAAGUAUCGGUAAAUUUUUAUCUCAACAUUGGCAAUGUGCAUUUAUGGAAACAUCAGCAAAACAAAAUUUAAAUAUUCGAGAAGCAUUUCAAGAACUUUUAAAGCUAGAUAAAAAGCGACAAUUUAAUUUUAAUGUUGAUCAAGAUGGACAUAUUAUUGAGCCAACAACGGCUACCAAUGAUACUUCGUUACCAGUGAAAUCUGCUGCUGCUACUUCCGCCAAGAGUAGUAUUGCAACAACAUCGUCAAAUAGUCCAAGUAUGGCAGAAACAACUGGUACAAUUCGACCAACAACACCCAUAUUAAAUAAUAGGACUACAACUGUGAAAAAAACUUCAAAUGCAUCUGAUAAUAAUACAAAAGAAUUAGCACAAAAAAACGUAACAAAAAAAGUAUCAUCUAUAUCAUCGACCACAUCGACAAAUUCAUCAAAACGAAAAUGUUUGAUUAUGUAA